Messenger RNA from Trichosporon asahii var. asahii CBS 2479, 4074 nucleotides. RefSeq names its product DNA repair protein RAD5. Gene Ontology annotation, molecular function: ATP-dependent chromatin remodeler activity; ATP binding. Lineage: Eukaryota; Fungi; Basidiomycota; Tremellomycetes; Trichosporonales; Trichosporonaceae. The record is from RefSeq and is a predicted model, not a curated record. The transcript has 4 exons. The coding region runs from base 1 to 4074 and encodes 1357 amino acids.
AUGGACGCGAUCGACCUCACCGGAAGCGGAAGCGAUGAGGACGACCCGAAGCGCCGCCCCGGGCCAGAAGGAGGACUCGGCGCACACGCGGCUCCGUCUACUGCGGAGGGAUUCGCCACCUCGACUUCGGGCGCUGCAGGCGCUGCGGUUGGAACCACCGCCCAUCCCUCUGCCUCGUCGUCGCCGACGCACAGGCCUCUUGGUCAGCAACCUGCUUCAUCAUCAAGUCACAACAACCACAACCACGUCAACCACACGCCUGCCCACGCAUCUUCCUCUUCCUCGCACUCACUUCCUUCUCUCUCCUCCACUUCGCACUCACCCACAAGCAACAACACGAUACACCGACCUCAUUCCUCGACUGGAAGCACACCGGGAUUCCCGCCAGCUUACCCAGUGGCAAACACAGCCGACGACGACGUGAUGGUUACGGGCCAGAGCGGGCCGUCCCCGAACUUCGGCGCAAUGCUGGGCGCAGCGAGCGCGGCGGCGCACCACCAGCCCCCCCAUCUUCCGCGCUACCCCUCUGGUUCCUAUUCGAACGGCGCUGGCCCCGGUCCCAGCUCGUCCUCGAGCUCGGCGGGCCCUUCUCGAGCUAACGACGGCGCCUCGGCUGCUGCCGCUAUCGAUGUCGACAGCCUGCCGCCUGCGCCCGUGUCGCGCCGCCCGAAUCCGAAGAAGCCCGUCUGUAUCGGCGCUUUCAUGAGCAGGGCUAUCAUGCUGUACCCCCAGAGCUGCGCUAUGGCGGGCUGCGGCCCGCCCCAGGGGAGUAAAUGGGACUUGGUCAACUUUCGCGGCGUAGAGAUGAUCCGCGUCAAGCUCAAGCUGCGCAGGGCUGGGACACAGGGACGGCCUAACGAGCCGUGGACGACUGUGAGCCGGGAUACGAUCCAGGUCCUCACUCCCGACAUGCGAUGCUACAUCGGCGACCUUGACGAGACGAUGGCGUCCCACCUCAUUCCGAUGCUGGAGCGCGGCCUUUGCCGCUUGGAGGGCUUUGCUCUGCGUCUGCAGCCCAAUGCUCCAACGUACGAGAUUCGCAUCAACGUCAUGAUCUUCACGCUCCCGAGCAACAUCAACUACAUUGUCGACACGCUCACGUCGCACAAGAUCUUCCUCCUCGACCCGAUGCCGCCGUACGACCCGCAGCGACACACCGACCAUCCCGAGUACAUCAACGGUCACGGGUCCGGCGAGAUUGCGUACAAGCUGUACCUGCAGUCGCGCUCGAGCCAGACGUACGGGUACACGCAGCAGGACAAGGCGAAGCAGGUCGAGGUGCAGCGCGCCCAGGUCGACGAGGUGUUCAAGAGCAUCGACAACGGCAUGGAGCUCGAGCAGACGGAUCCGGGACCGUGGAUCAAGACCGAGCUGUUCCCGCACCAGCGCAAGGCGCUAACCUUCCUCCUGCAGGGCGAGCAGGACUGGUCGUCGCUCAAGGCCGCGCGCAAGAGCUACCGCAAGCUCACGGGCAAGAAGGACAAGCCCGAGCAGGACGAGGCUAGCCGAGACUCGACGCCCGGCGACAAGGCGGCUGACAAGGACAAGGCCAAGGACAAGGAGGACAACCUCCGCAGUCUCUGGGAGGGCCAGCCGGACGAGAAGGGCCGCAUCAAGGUGUUCAAGAACAAGGUCACGGGCGAGACAGUGCGCGGCAAGCGGCCAAAGGACGCCAAGGGUGCCAUUCUCGCCGACGACAUGGGUCUCGGCAAGACGUUGUCGGUCGUUUCGCUGAUUGCCGCGACGCGCUCGGCCGCCAACCAGUGGCACGACAAGAAGCUCGAGACAAUCUCGCCCGUUGCUAGUGACGACGAGGGGAAGCCAGAGCUGCCGGCCAGCGUCAUGACCACCAAAGUCUUUGGCAUGCCCGAGGGCGCCGAGGUUGUCGAGGGGUCCAAGGCGAAGAAGCGGCGCCGGGACAAGGAGUCGGACGAGGCGACGCGGAUCCGGCGCUCGCAGCUGGUCCGUCGCUCCAAGGCCACGCUGCUCGUGUGCCCCAUGUCGACGAUUACGAACUGGGAGGACCAGCUGCGCGAGCACUGGGACGGUAAGGUUGAGGUCGUUGGCGGUCAGUCGGUGGAGAAAAAGAAGAAGGACGACAAGCCCGUCGACAAGGACGACCUCCUCCGCGUGUACAUCUACCAUGGCACGAGCCGGCGCGCGGACCCGCGCUUCCUCGCCGAGUUUGACGUGGUCAUCACGUCCUAUGCCACGCUCGCAAACGAGUACUCGAAGCAGUGCGCGACUGCCGACGACGACACCUCGACUCCUGCCACCCACACGACGGCGAACAGCGACGACGACACAAAGGACAGCUCGUGCAACUCGCCCGCCAAGCCUGGCAAGUCGGAACCGCCAAAGCCUCUCGCGUUAGAAAAGGCGCUGAACCAGACGAAGAAGAAGGGAGGACGCCGGCGCGGCACGCCCGAGCCGAGCCCGCUGCAGAGCGUCGACUGGUUCCGCGUCGUGCUCGACGAGGCGCACAGCAUCAAGUCGUCGCAGACAGUCGCGUGCAAGGCGUGCUGCUACCUCGAAGCCGACCGCCGCAUCGCGCUGACGGGUACGCCGAUCCAGAACCGGAUCGAGGACGUGUGGGCCUUGUUCAAGUUUCUGCGCCUGUCGCCGAUUGACGACAAGGAGGUGUUCAACAAGUUUAUCACGACGCCGUGCAAGACGGGCGAGCAGAUUGGCAUCGCGCGCUUGCAGCUCAUCAUGCGCACGUGCUCCCUCCGCCGCACCAAGGACACGGAAACCGAAGAGGGCAAGAAGAUUCUCUCCCUCCCGCCCCGCCGCGAGUUGCAGGUGUGGCUCGACCUGCGCGAAGACGAACGCGCCAUCUACGACGAGCGCCUGCACGACAUCAAGAAGGAGGUCGACGAGCUCCAGGCCAAGAAGGAGCUGACGAAGAACUAUGCGCACGUGCUCCAGCACCUUUUGCGUCUGCGGCAGACGUGCGACCACGUCGAUCUCGCCGGUUCCGGCGUGACGGAGGACGACUACAACGAUGGCGAGAUCAUGGGCAUCGACGACGCCGUGGCGGGCAUCGAGCGGCACGGGCUGACGCAGGGACGCGCGCUCGCCGUGAUCUGCGCGGCAAAGGACAAUGACAACUGCGUGUGUGCCGAGUGCGGGCACGACUUUUCGCCCUACUUCCCCUCUGUCGGUCUCGGGGGUGUCGUCGAGGACGACGCCGUCAAGGACGAGGCCAAGCCCGAAAAGGGCAAGAAGAGCACGCACCCCUUGCUCACCAAGUGCCUGCACAUCUUCUGUCCUGGUUGCUUCAAGCGGAACACGUGGCCGCAGUGGCCGAAGAACGUGAAGGGGUGCAUGCGGCACUGUGCCAAGUGCUCGCGCGAGCUGCGGCUGGACAAGGACGUAGCGGACGUCAUCCCGCCGAGCGAGCUGGACGACGAGACGGCCAAGCGUCCAGCCCCAACACGGAGGAAGUGGCGCCGCCAGCCCGGCGAGCACCUCAUCAUGAGCACGAAAAUGCAGUUCCUGCACGACGAGCUCAUGAAGCUGUCCCGCCAGAACAAGCACAGUGCCAACUACGACCCGUUCGGGACGCACGACGACGGCAUCGUCGAGACGGACGACGAGGGCAACCCCAUCCCGACGAAGAGCAUCGUGUUCUCGCAGUGGACGACGAUGCUGGACCGGAUCGAGGACAUGCUGCAAGAGUCCAACAUCCGUUUCUGCCGGCUGGACGGGAGCAUGACGCGCGAAGCGCGUGCCGAGGCCAUGGAGGCGCUCAAGACAAAGGGCGUCGAGGUCAUGCUCGUCUCGACGCGCGCGGGCGGCGUGGGCCUCAAUCUCACCAGCGCAUCGCGGGCUUUCCUCGUCGAUCCAUACUGGAACCCAUCGGUCGAGGCACAGGCCAUUGACCGUAUCCACCGCCUCGGGCAGAAGCGGCCAGUCACGGCUCUGAAACUCAUGAUCAAUGGAUCCGUCGAGGAGAGGCUGCAGAAGAUUCAGCAGAAGAAGGAACACCUCGCCAAACUCUCGUUGAAGAAUAUGACGAGAAAGGAACUCAUGGAGCAGAAGGCGGAGGAAUUGGCUAGUCUGUUUAGCUAA